Penicillium angulare is the source of this 249-nucleotide messenger RNA. RefSeq lists its product as uncharacterized. The transcript has a single exon. Bases 1 to 249 code for a protein of 82 amino acids. The record is from RefSeq and is a predicted model, not a curated record. Lineage: Eukaryota; Fungi; Ascomycota; Eurotiomycetes; Eurotiales; Aspergillaceae.
AUGACAAUUGCCAGCUGGUCCCGACCCACAAGCUCCACACUCUCAUUGGACGCGGCUUCUAAAGCCGCAAAGCCGCCGCCGCCUAACAAGCUAACAAAGCAAACAACACAAACAAACAAGCAAACAAACAGCCUCGCCAUCGCUGACCAACGGGUUGUUGAGCAGGCGCGCAAACGUCCGACUCAGACAAGCUACCCCCAGCGCGAUGUAAUUUCUGGUCGCGUAAAAGUCAAGGCUAAUGGCUCGUGA